AUGAUUGGAGAAUCGAAGGAUGCAGCAAUACGAAGAUUUCAACAUUUGGAAAGGCGGUUGACGAAGGACUCCGAACUGAAGAAGCAGUACUGUGAAUUCAUGCAAGAGUAUCUAGAUCUGGAACAUAUGAAGCUCAUCGGUUCAGUGGACGGUUUACGGGAAGAGCAAAAACCAGUUUGCUACCUUCCUCAUCAUCCAGUUUUCAAGGAAUCAAGCUCAACAACAAAGGUGCGAGUCGUGUUCGAUGGUUCAGCAAAAACUUCUACGAAUUUUUCUCUCAAUGAUGCUCUUCUUACUGGACCGGUAAUACAGGAUGAUUUGCUAGAUCUAAUGAUACGCUUCCGCAAACACGCUGUCGCUUUGGUUGCCGACAUAGAAAAGAUGUAUCGGCAAAUACGCGUACAUUCAGAAGAUACACCAUUGCAGAGAAUUGUCUGGCGUUUCAACCCAUCAGAGCCGAUUCAGGUUUAUGAGCUUCUCACUGUCACCUACGGUCUUUCUCCAUCGUCGUUCCUGGCAACACGAGUGCUUAAGCAGUUGGCUUUGAACAGUGCGAGAAACCAAAAAUCAGUAUCUGUUGCAGUAGCGGAAGAUUUUUAUAUGGACGAUUUUCUAUCGGGAGCGGAAUCUGUUGAAGAUGCUAAGCGAUUGCGAUUCGGUGUACAAACACUUAUGGCGGAAGCAGGACUACAGCUUCGAAAAUGGAACUCAAAUAUCUCAGAAGCUUUGGAAAUUGCCCCGGAAGGACCCACCAUUCUACAUAUUGAAAAGGAACCGAAGGUGAAAACACUAGGAGUUGCCUGGGAGACUGGACCAGAUCAGUUUUGCUUCGACGUUCGCGAUAUCAAACAUGGCGAGCAAUGGACAAAGCGAAAGAUAUUUUCGGCGAUAGCUCAGUUAUACGAUCCUCUUGGACUUGUGUCACCUGUUAUAGCUUGGGCUAAGAUUCACAUGCAGCAGCUUUGGUUAUCUUCCGUUGGUUGGGAUGAUCCAGUUACCGUUAUUUUAAACGCUAGAUGGGAAGAGUUCUACGUUCAGUUACCUGAGUUGAGAUCGUUCAAGAUACCAAGAUGUUUGAUUCUAGCCAAACCAACGGAUACUCAGUUUCACUUUUUCUGCGAUGCCUCGGAACUGGCAUACGGAGCUUGUAUUUAUGCGCGUUCGACCAACAAGGAUGGCGAAAUCAAGGUUACGCUCAUAUCAUCAAAAUCUCGUGUAGCUCCACUCAAACGGCUUUCUCUACCUCGCUUGGAGUUGUGUGCUGCUCUUUUGGGGGCCAAACUAUACGCCCGGGUCUCAGCAGCAUUACGGAUGGAAGGAACUUUUUGCUGGUUUUGGUCAGAUUCCACCGUCACUCUACACUGGAUACAAGCAGCAGCCAACACUUGGCAGACUUUCGUCGGAAAUCGCACUUCUGAAAUACAAAAUCUUACUCGAGGACAUAACUGGAACCACGUCAAAGAAGUCGAAAACCCGGCCGACUAUGUAUCUCGUGGAAUGCUACCAAGGAACUUCAUCGCAAAUAUGAUUUGGCUCGAAGGCCCAGGUUGGCUCCAAAAAUCGCAGGAAAAUUGGCCUGAACACCAUAAUCCAGAACCUCCGCCAGAAGAUAUUCUAGAGAGAAGAAAAACCGUACUAGUAGUUCAACAAAACUCGACCGUAGACUGUCUAUAUGAGAGAUAUUCGUCAUUUCUAAAGCUAGUACGUGUUACAGCUGUGGUGAUUUCGGAUUAA
Messenger RNA from Malaya genurostris, 1734 nucleotides. RefSeq lists its product as uncharacterized. The record is from RefSeq and is a predicted model, not a curated record. The transcript has a single exon. The coding region runs from base 1 to 1734 and encodes 577 amino acids. Lineage: Eukaryota; Metazoa; Arthropoda; Insecta; Diptera; Culicidae.